UGUCAAUUGCUUACAUAACCUAUUCUGCAUUUAGAGGUUCUCUUCUAUAUUGUUUUCUUACAAGUGUUGAGAACCUAAUGGCAAGUAUCGUUCUACUAUGAAUUUGAAUCAUGAAUAGAGGUUUUUGCCUUACAUUCACACUCUCCUCUUGUUGAUUUUUAAUUACUAUUAUUAUAUCAUUUCUUUGAAACAUGCAUGAUCUUUCCUAAAUAAGAAUAGCUCAUGGAUCUUAAAAAUUUUCUCAAGAUAUAUUUUCAAAAAUUUUAGGGCACAUUACAAUGUUGUUCUGAAGGAAAUUGAAGUUGGUGGUGCUGUUCUAGAACUUCCAACAGAUGUCUUUGAUGCCGGAGAUAACAGAGGUACAAUAAUUGAUAGUGGUACAACUUUGGCCUAUCUUCCUGACGUAGUUUAUGAGUCAUUGAUGAACAAGAUUCUGGCUCGGCGGUCUGGAUUGAAAAUACAAACCGUUCAGGAAACAUUCUCUUGUUUUCAGUUCAAUGAAAAUGUUGAUGAUGGAUUCCCGACUGUUACUUUUCAUUUUGAAGAUUCCAUUUCCUUGACAGUUUAUCCUCAUGAUUAUCUCUUCCAAGUUCGUGAAGAAAUGUGGUGUUUUGGUUGGCAGAACGGAGGGAUGCAAACUAAGGAUGGAACACAAUUGACUCUUUUGGGAGAUUUAGUUCUUUCAAAUAAAUUGGUUUUAUAUGAUAUUGAGAACCAAGUUAUUGGAUGGACUGAGUACAACUGUGAGUAUAUUCCGUAGUGUUCAUCAAUUCUACUUUUUUUUUUUUUUUUUUGUGUCAAAGUUACUGUUUAU
This is a messenger RNA of Carica papaya (papaya), 814 nucleotides long. NCBI's taxonomy places the organism in Eukaryota, Viridiplantae, Streptophyta, Magnoliopsida, Brassicales, Caricaceae. The record is from RefSeq and is a predicted model, not a curated record.